Morchella sextelata is the source of this 1125-nucleotide messenger RNA. RefSeq lists its product as uncharacterized. The transcript has 6 exons. NCBI's taxonomy places the organism in Eukaryota, Fungi, Ascomycota, Pezizomycetes, Pezizales, Morchellaceae. The coding region runs from base 1 to 1125 and encodes 374 amino acids. Gene Ontology annotation, molecular function: N-acylphosphatidylethanolamine-specific phospholipase D activity; zinc ion binding. Gene Ontology annotation, cellular component: cytoplasm; membrane-bounded organelle. The record is from RefSeq and is a predicted model, not a curated record. Gene Ontology annotation, biological process: N-acylphosphatidylethanolamine metabolic process; N-acylethanolamine metabolic process.
AUGGAACCUGUGGACGGCAUAAAGUAUUUUGCUAGUACGCGCUUAGAUAAGAGCUAUUGUGGGGGUUAUCACGGGAAAGCUAUAGAGGACACUGUGCCACCUGUCGUGGCCCCUCAAUUCCCAAAGUCCCGCUCCACUAAGUCGAAGGAGUUCCGAGCGACCUGGCUAGGCCAUGCUUGCUUUUAUGUCGAGUUCCCUGGAGGUUUACGGGCACUGUUUGAUCCUGUGUUCUCCCAGAGAUGCAGUCCGGUACAAUUCAUGGGUCCGAAGAGAGUUACCAAAAUGCCCUGUGAGAUAAAGGAUAUCCCCGCUAUAGAUAUCGUUGUUAUAAGUCAUAACCAUUACGACCAUAUGGAUUACAACACAAUAAUGGAAUUGAAGAGAUGCCACCCGAACGUAUGGUUCUUUGUACCACUGGGCAAUAAAGCAUGGUUCACAUCUUCAAGGAUCCCCAACUGCACAGAAAUGGAUUGGUGGGAAGAGCGGGAUCUGGUCCUCUCUCCAGCAGAUUCAGAAUCUGCCGCAAAGCUUUCGGAAUCUCCUAGUCCAGAAGGGACUGACUCGCCGUUGAAGGUGACGACCUCAGGGCCUGCAGAAGAAGGAAAGAAAGCUGGUGCGAUCACCGCAAGGAUUGGAUGUUUACCCUGUCAGCACACCAGCAACCGUGGUCUGCAUGAUCGAAGCUCCACGUUGUGGUCAAGUUGGAGCGUUGAAAGUGGUGGUAAAAAAUUAUAUUUUGCAGGAGAUACUGGGUACCGUGCCGUUCCAAAGGUUCCUGACGGUGUAGACGAUUACGGCGAAGAGUUCAAGGACCUUCCUGUUUGCCCGGCCUUCAAACAGGUCGGAGAACUGAGGGGUGGGUUUGACCUCGGGUUGAUCCCAAUAGGUGCCUACUGGCCAAGAUGGUUUAUGAGUCCGAUGCACGCAAGUCCGUAUGAUUCGGUUCGUAUUUUCGUUGAGACAAAGUGCAAAAAAGCCAUUGGCAUGCACUGGGGAACUUGGGUUUUGACUGAUGAGCCAGUAAUGGAGCCACCGGUUGUAUUGAAGGAGGCGUUGAAGAAGGAUGGAAUCGCGGAAGAAGGCGUUUUCGAUGUGCUUGAUAUCGGAGAGAGCAGGGAAUACUGA